Acyrthosiphon pisum (pea aphid) is the source of this 1113-nucleotide messenger RNA. RefSeq lists its product as uncharacterized. The record is from RefSeq and is a predicted model, not a curated record. NCBI's taxonomy places the organism in Eukaryota, Metazoa, Arthropoda, Insecta, Hemiptera, Aphididae. The coding region runs from base 1 to 1113 and encodes 370 amino acids. The transcript has a single exon.
AUGUACUGUAACGUACGGGACAUCUGCACUCCCUAUCAAGCGCUGCGCACUGUCCGUGAAUUGGCUAUAGUCGAUGGUGCCACCUGGCCGCUAGCGGCGUCUGUGUUAUUAAACGAUACAUUUGUUGAUGAUGUCCUCACUGGAGCCAAUACUAUUGAAGAUGCUCUCGAGUGCCAAUCUCAACUCAUAAAUUUGUGUGCCAUGGCACAGUUUAAAUUGCGCAAAUGGGCCAGUAAUAAUAGUCAAAUUUUACAAACAGUGGCUGAAGAGGAAUGUGCCAUUUCUCCCUCUGUUCUACUUGACACCAGUGAACAAUCAGACUUAAGAGUACUUGGUCUAAAGUGGAACCCACUAGCAGACACUUUCUCAUUUAACGCUACACCUUCGACUACCAAGCCAACAAAACGUACAGUCCUAUCGGAGAUUGCUAGGAUUUUUGAUCCUUUAAGUUUGCUAUCACCUACCACCUUCUGGACGAAAUACCUUAUGCAACAGCUGUGGACGUCAGGUGUUUCUAGGGAAGAUCCAAUCCCAGUUAAAAUUAGUGAUGCCUGGUUACGAUAUCAAUCAGAGCUGCUCAUGAUUGAACACAUCUGUAUUCCCCGACGUCUCACACAUGAUAAUAUGAAAAACGUACAACUGCAUGCGUUUUCGGACAGUUCAGAGAAAGGGUACCCAGCAGCAGUUUACCUUCGUGUUGAAACUGCUACGGUCAUACAUUGCCAACUUAUAACCGGAAAGUCCAAGGUUACUCCCCUCAAGAAGUCUACGAUUCCUCGGCUUGAGUUGUGUGGAGCUCUGCUUGCUGCGAGAUUACUUCAUUUGGUAACAACCACAUACACCGAUCGCGUAAAAAUUUAUGAACUGCAUGCGUGGACUGAUUCCACAACCACUUUAGUUUGGAUCCAAUCGUCGCCACACCGUUGGGCCACCUUUGUUGCCAAUCGUACUAGUCAGAUACAAGAUCUAACAGCACCAUCGAUUUGGCAUCACGUCCCCACACAGGAUAAUCCAGUCGACUGUGCGUCUCGUGGUCUGUUCCCUUCAGAACUUGUUGACCAUCCCUUGUGGUGGACAGGCACCACAUUUCUUAAGGAGUCACUAAAUAACUAA